Saprolegnia parasitica CBS 223.65 is the source of this 631-nucleotide messenger RNA. RefSeq lists its product as hypothetical. The record is from RefSeq and is a predicted model, not a curated record. Lineage: Eukaryota; Oomycota; Saprolegniomycetes; Saprolegniales; Saprolegniaceae. The transcript is spliced from 2 exons. The coding region runs from base 34 to 492 and encodes 152 amino acids.
GUGUACAUAGCAUCGGUAUCUUGAAGAGACACGAUGGCCCCCAAGACGCUGGCGCGGAAUGAGGAGCUCCUCGAUGAGAUGACGAGCUACUCGCUGGGCAACUACGUCAAAGACAUGAUGGCGAUCCUAUUGGAGCGCCUCAUCGUGGACCAGCCCAACGACCCGCUCAACUACCUCAUCAACCUCGUCCAGAACGACCCGGCCAUCAUCGCUCUCGACGACGAGGCGCGCUACAGCCGCAUGGACUUGCGCACGAUCAAGACCAAGCAAAAGCUCCUCAAAACCAUCUACGACGACCUCCGGACGUACGACAAAGCAGCAUUCUUGUCGGCUAUUCUCGCCUCCAAGCUCCUGCGCCAGCACUUUCCACGCCACGCCAACGACAUUGUCAACGCCGUCGUGCAGACGGAGAAGGUGCUGCCACCCAAGGUGACCCUCCGCGACUUGAGCACUUUGGCCCUCGCCGUCCUCGCACGGCCGGCGAGUACCUGAUCGUGCUUCUCGCGGCUCGAUAUACGAGCAAGAAUAUGACAAUAUUGUGUAGUAGCAUAUCACGUGCAAAAAAGAAGGAAAAAAUAAGAGAGUAUGGAAACUACCCUGUAAAUGGACCGGCCAAAACACUCAUCUCAAG